AUGGGACAUGAGGAGCAUGGAGGGACUUGGCACAUGGAAGCAGCUCAACUGGAUACGCAAAGGAAGAAGGGAGAAGCCAUCUUGAAGACCAGCUCGACCGUCUACUCGACCAACCGGUCGAGUUCCUCAACUCGACCGGCCAAGCUUCAACUCGAUCGAGCUGAGAAGUCAAAAGGGGAAUGGAAACCCUUUGGGAAUGGACUCGGUCGAGCUAGGCAAACUCGACCGAUUGGUCAAGGAGAUGCUCCAAACCGCCACCAACAGAGACAAGGGAUUGUUCCACCACCAGUGCAGAACCACAACUUUGAGAUCAAGCUGGGAAUGAUCAACCUUGUCCAGAACAAGAUGUUCCAUGGAUUGCCAAGUGAAGACCCCAUUGACCACCUUGAUGAGUUUGAUAGGCUUUGUGAUUUGACAAAGAUCAAUGGUGUCUCUGAAGAUGCCAUCAAGCUGAGACUCUUUCCUAUGUCUCUAGCUGACAAAGCUCACCAAUGGGAGAAGAGCUUGCCCCAUGGCACAAUCACCACUUGGGAUGAAUGCAAGAAGGCCUUUCUUGCUAAGUUUUUCUCCACCGGUCGCACAGCCAAGCUUAGAGGAGAGAUAUCCAGCUUCAUCCAGCGAAACAAUGAGACAUUCGCAGAGGCUUGGGAGAGGUUCAAAGGCUACACAAGUCAGUGCCCACACCAUGGAUUCAACAAUGAAUCACUACUCUCCACUCUUUAUAGAGGAUGCUUGCCUAGGUAUAGGGAGAUGCUAGACACAGCUAGCAAUGGGAACUUCCUCAACCAGGAUGUAGAUGAUGGCUGGCAACUUGUGGAGAACAUAGCUAACUCAAAUGGAAGCUAUGGAGAAGAGUAUGAUCGCACCAACCGGAGCUCGACCCACCACUCGAUCGAGUCAGACGAAAAGUUGAGAAAAGAUGUUAAGGCAUUGAAUGAGAAGUUGGAUAAGCUGAUCCUAGCUCAGUCCACAAUGAAGAAAGUCAACUUUGUGUCUGCUGAGGAGAUGGAACCAGUCCAAGAAGGGGAGGAUACACAAUUUGCUGAGGUGUGCUACAUGAGCAAUGGGCAAGGAGGUUACAACAAAGGAUACUAUAAUUACAAGUCCAACCCUGCCAUGUCAUACCGCAACACUGAUGUUGCUAACCCUCAGGACCAAGUCUAUCCUCAACAACAAGCAGCUCGAUCGAGUCAGGUGCCACAACAUGGGUAUGGUCAAAAGAACAAUUACCAAGGACCACAAGGCACUUUCCCUGGACAACAAAUGAAUAUCCCACCAGGCUUCCCCCACCAACCGCCCCAGCCUGCACCUUCACAAGAGAAUGAGCUCAAGGCAAUGCUAAAGCAACUACUUCAAGGGCAAGCUGAUGGGGUAGUGGACACAAGCAAGAAGCUAGCUGAAAUAAACUCUAAGAUCGAGAACCUCAACACAAGGGUUUACUCUCUGGAGAAUCAUGCUUCUUCUGUUGCUGCUGCUACAAAGCAAGGACAACUACCUGGUAAAGCUAUUCAGAACCCCAAGGAACAGUGCAAGGUCAUCUUCACUCAAGAAGGACUUGUUGAAGAAGAGGAUCAAGAAAGGGUCAUUGAAGAUUUUUGUUUACUGCUGAAUGAUGAAGAGAUUGUUGCUGCUGAGGCUCCUGGAGUCCAGAUUGAUCAACCAGAACCUGUUUUGCUUGAUCCUUAUCAACCGGUUGCCGCUUCCUCGUCUCGCCUACUUAGUCAAGGUCACAAGGAAGUGAUUCACAAGUUCAGAAGAGAUCUCAGUGGGAUUGGAAUUGAGUUGCCUCCUAUGGAUAGCAUGAGUGAGGCAUUUGAUCAAAUGCAAAUGGUCAAGGAUGUUCUAGCCAACAGUGAUAAAGUUUCAGAGGUCCUACAAGAGUCUACUCAUCAGUUCAACCUGCUUACUUCACCCACCUUCCUACCAAAGGUCAAGGAUCAAGGGAAAUUCACUCUCCCUUGCACACUUGGGCAUCUUGAGAUUGACAAUGCCUUAGUGGAUUCUGGAGCAAGCAUCAAUCUGAUCUCUCUCUCCAUGGCAGAGAAGCUAGGCAUAGCUGGAGCCUUGCAGCGCCCUACUACUUCAAUCAUGUUUGGAGAUGCAACUUCUAAGUCUCCUCUUGGAGUGUUCAAGAACUAUCACUUGAAAAUUGGAGAAUGCAUCAUCCAAACUGAUCUCACUGUGAUGGAAAUGGAAGAAGAGAAGGAUUUGCCUCUGUUAUUGGGAACCCCUUUCCUUAGUACAGUUGGCGCUUCAAUAGACUUUCACAAGCAAGAAGUGAUCCUUCACAAGGUGAAUAGUUUGGUGUCAUAUCGCUUGCAGCCUAGAGGUUCAGACUUUUGUGCCACAAUUGACAGUACCAAUCUCAGUUCUAAGAGUCAUGGAGCUACAAAGGUUGUGAAGGAAAGGGUUGACAAGGAACCAAGAGUUGGGAAGGAUAAGGAUGAGAGAGGACCAAGGAUUGAGAAGCCACGUCUUGAGAGGGCUAGAGUUGAGAAACCACGUCUGAUAGGCCACGAGCUGAUAGACUUGUUCAAGCCCCUUGUGUGCUUGAUGAAGAGAGCCUUCAAGCUUUGUUUGAUGAGCCACUAG
Messenger RNA from Microthlaspi erraticum, 2592 nucleotides. Lineage: Eukaryota; Viridiplantae; Streptophyta; Magnoliopsida; Brassicales; Brassicaceae. The record is from the annotation of a GenBank genome assembly.